AUGAAAGGUCACUUGACAUACUUUCAUAACAAGACUCCUGCCUUUCAAGGAGUCGAUAAACGGGAAAUCGUUGACGGGCAUUUGGAUCCGGAACAAGCUCUAAUUGCGGCUGUGGAUGGUGGUGACAGCGGCGGAAACACAUCACAUGAAGGGUUGUCCGACUGCGUGGACCGUAUAGGCACCAGGGUUUGGCAAGAAUGGCGAUCAAAAAGAUACCCUCCAACCAGGGACUACCCAACUGCUGGCUCUGGGAUUCCUGACAUGGUAUUGAGGACGGCUAGUACACAUCGUCAAGAUGUCAUUGUCAGGCUGAGGUUGCUGAGCGGUGCACAUGGUGGCGGCUUCAACAAAGGCGCCACGACGUCAUUGACGCCUGCCAUCAUCCACGCUAUGCGCUGA
Messenger RNA from Laccaria bicolor S238N-H82, 399 nucleotides. RefSeq lists its product as uncharacterized. The transcript is spliced from 6 exons. NCBI's taxonomy places the organism in Eukaryota, Fungi, Basidiomycota, Agaricomycetes, Agaricales, Hydnangiaceae. The record is from RefSeq and is a predicted model, not a curated record. The coding region runs from base 1 to 399 and encodes 132 amino acids.